This is a messenger RNA of Plasmodium fragile, 1974 nucleotides long. RefSeq lists its product as uncharacterized. The transcript has a single exon. The record is from RefSeq and is a predicted model, not a curated record. Bases 1 to 1974 code for a protein of 657 amino acids. Lineage: Eukaryota; Apicomplexa; Aconoidasida; Haemosporida; Plasmodiidae.
AUGCUGCAGUGCGUGGGGGGGUCUCUCAGAUUUUUUUCACAUAGAACUAUUUGUAAUGCCUUCAAGAGAACGUUCAGCAAUGCCAAGAACAAUCUAAUAGAUGCGGAGAGCAGGAGAAUAGAAAAGACACUCCUGUACAUGGAACAAUGCGUACAAGAAGAAAAUGAGCAAAACACAAACUUAAUCAACUUCGAAACGGUAUAUGAUCGAGAAGACAAAUUAAAAACCAUAUACAUGAACUUAGUGAAAAUGUCGUAUAUGUUAAAAAAUAUGCAAAUCAAUGAGCAGAAAUGGCUAACCAUUUAUAAGCAAAUUAGCAGCCUCCACCCCCUCGAUGCAGAUCUCUUGACGGGGAAAGCAAACAAACACGCUUGCCAAAUGGAUGCAGAAUAUGACAGUUGGGUCUCUAAAAAAGAUCCUCCCAAUAAAGCAGUACAUGAUAAAUGUUGCCGCGAAUACAACCUGCUAAACCUAAACGCAUGCUAUAUAUUUGUCUUUAAAGUUGCAAUGGAGCAUCUGAUGAACUGCCUCUGGAUGUACACAACAAGCAAUUACUUGCUAAUACUAAACUGUUGUUCAAAUUUUUUCCAUUUUUUCUUCAAUUUGCACAGGAGAAAGGGACUCCAAAAAUUGAACUUCAUUUAUCUGCACUCGGGUAGCCACAACUAUGCAGACAACAUUAAGAUUUUGAAAAGUCAGAACAAGCAAGUGAUCAGGUGUAAAGAAAAUUCCACCAUCCCUUAUCACUACGAAGAGCUGUACAAUUUGAAAUAUCACCAAAUAGUUACUUACAAAAUAAAUCUGAUGACGCAGGUACUGCAGAAUUUAAAUUAUGACCUAUUAGACCGUGUGCAACUGGCCCAGCUAGCUAAUUUUUUCUACUUAGUAACGAAAUGUGGGGUCAUAAGUGAAAAGGGCGUACAAGAUUUUCUGAGUUAUUAUUUGGAAGUUGCAAAAAAGGCGGCAUCACCAAGCAAGUUGUUGCCAAACGAUGUUGCGCUCUUUUCCCAACUUAUCAACACCAUGUACUAUUCUAAAAUUGUUCACUCUGAAUUGGUGUCUCAUUUGGUUAGCUCUUUUAGAAGGCCCCAUGUCGACUCCCCUCACAUUUGCAGAAGGAGCCUAUUCGACAGCUUCCUCAAAAUGCUAACGUUGGUAGAAAUUACUGACCAGAAUAUGUACUUAUACACCUAUUGCAAGCAUCACAUUUUGAGUGGGGACACAGAAGAUACGACACAUGUGUCCGACGUUUGCAACUUCUUUUUCGUGUCGUCCAUUGUUGGCCUGUUUAACAUCCGCCUCAUGCAGUUUUACGUGAAUUUUUUAAAAAAAAAAAAGGAUAAAACAAAAUUUAAAAAUUCCACAACGCAUAAAAUUUACUACACCUUGUUAGGGUGGGACAUACUGCUGAAUCGAUUCAUAAAAAAUGUAGGCGAAGAAAGGAAAGAAACGAUCGAUCUGGCCAUCCUGAAUUUUGAGAGCAAAAGUGUGCACUACUUGUUUUCAAACAAAGUAGUUUACGACUUUUCUGAUUUAUCCAACCAGAUAACGUACUUAACACUUUUUUUCAAAAAUAAAUUUAUACUCAAAAAGAAGGGCAAAAAUUACUACUUUAGCCAGAGUGCCAUAUUCCACAUGUUGAGGAAACACUACGGCAAUGUGAUCUAUGAAUACGUAACGCACGAAAAAAUUCCUCUAGAUGUGUACAUCAAGAUGUAUAAUAAUGAUCAGCAAAAAAAUGUUGCCAUAGAGUUUAAUGGUAGGACACACUACGUCCUAGCGAUCACCACAGGAGUCGAUUCAACAGACAACUCUGUGCACUACACAAUGAAACAAAAUUGCAAUACCAAUUAUAAAAUGUGGAUCCUGUCGAACUUAAAUGUUUACACAAUUUCUGUGUCGUAUUACUACUGGAAUGGGUUGCACGAAUGUCAGAAGGAGCAAGACUUGCUUCAUGCGAUACAGCUCCUUUAA